UGUUGGAGCUCGUGGACUAGCUCAGCCACGUGUCUGAACGAUUAUGGAGAAGUGUACCGAGAGCAUGUGCAUGGCCUAGAGGAGCGGCAAGAAGGGGGCGAGGGAGGCUACAACCAGCUGCUCCUGGUGGCCACGCCCAGCUCAGGGAGCCCAGCGUCAUCUGCCUGUCUGCCCCAGCCCACUGACUCUGUUACAGUGGAGGCUCUAUUAGAUCCAGGGGGAAAGUCCUCCCAGGUCCCACCCAUAGUGGUGCUACAGGGGUCGGCUGGCAUGGGUAAGACAACACUGGAGAAAAUGGUGCUGGACUGGGCCACUGGCACCCUGUACCCGGGCCAGCUGGAUGAUGUCUUUUAUGUGAGCUGCAGAGAAGUGGUCCUGCUGCCGGAGGGCAGACUGGACCAGCUCCUCUUCUGGCGUUGUGGGGAAAAUCAAGCGCCCAUCAUAGAGAUUCUGAUGCAGCCGGAAUGGCUCCUGUUCAUCCUGGAUGACUGCGAUGAGCUGCAGAGGCCCUUUGCAGAGAGGUUGAAGAGGCCGAGGUCCAGUCCCACGGAGGAUGUGCUGCACCUUCUGAUGGGGAGGAAUGCUAAUGCUCCCAGGUCCGCCCUUCUCAUCACCACCUGGGUGCUGGCUUUGUGAAAUUUGGAGUCCUUGCUGAGACAACCACACCAUGUCCACAUCCUAGAGAAGGCUGAGAGGAGGAGGUAUUUCAACUCCUACUUCACAGAUGAGGAGCAAGCCAGAAAUGCCCUUGACAUUGUACAAAGAAAUGAUGUUUUCAACAAAGCAUGUCAGGUUCUAGGCAUUUGCUGCGUGGUCUGCUCCUGGCUGAAGGGGCAGAUAGAGCAAGGCAGAGAGGUCUUGGAGAUGCCCGGUAAUUGCACUGACAUCUUCAUGGCCUACGUCGCCACCUUCUUGCCCCACAGUGCUCUUGGGGUCUGCUCUGAGCUUACCCAGGACAAGGUCCUGAGGUUGUGCCCCUUGGCAGCUGAGGGCAUCGUGUUUGAAGAAGGUGACCUCAGGAAGCACAGUUUAGAUGGGCUCAGCCUUGCUGCUUUCAUGAGCAGCAACAGUUACCAAGAGGGACUUGACAUCCAGAAGUACAGCUUUUACCGCAUUAGCUUAUAGGAAUUUUUUCAUGCCAUGUCCUACCUGGUGGAAGAGGACCUGAGCCAGCUGGCGGGGGGAGAGUGCUGCAGAGAACUGAAUAGGCUGCUAGAUGAAAAGAAGCAGACAGGGAGUGAGGCGAGGGCCCUCAGUAUGCAGUUUUUAUUGGACAUAUCAAAAAAAGAGGGCUCCUCGAACUGGGAGCUAAAGUUCUGCCUCAAAAUUUCUCCCUCGAUAAAGCAGGAUCUGAAGUGUUUUAAAGAACGAAUGGAUUCUAUAAAGCAUUUCAGGACUUGGGAUUUGGAAUUCUCCCUGUAUGAAUCUAAAGUAAAGGGUUUGAUAAAGGGUGUUCAGAUGAGUGAUGUAUCGUUUAAGAUGGAACAUUUCAGUGAAAAGAAAUUCCAUAGAAGGAACUCAUUUUCUGUCAAAACCAGUUUGAGUAAUGGAGAGUGAUGAAAUAAAAUGUAUACUUUAAGGCAGGACGAGAAAAUUUAAACAUAAAAUUCUCUCUGCCCGUUUGGGCCUCUUCCCUCCCUCCCUGAUGUGCGGUGUGCAUCUGCAUUACACGUUAACCAGAGCUCCCCAAAGGUGGGAGUGCCUGCUCAACUGUGAAGAUCACUUCUUUCCCUUUCUUCUGAUGCUAGCAAUGUAACUUCUUAAAAGAUUCGCAUUCUUUCCCAACUCUGUAUGUGGGUCAUGGUGACUUACUGCUCGCUUUGUACAUGCUUACCUGAACUACUUAUCUUUGGUGAACUUUAUGUAAAAUAUCAGUAUGUCAUUUUGA
This is a messenger RNA of Balaenoptera ricei (Rice's whale), 1888 nucleotides long. RefSeq names its product NLR family pyrin domain containing 10 (gene NLRP10). Lineage: Eukaryota; Metazoa; Chordata; Mammalia; Artiodactyla; Balaenopteridae. Gene Ontology annotation, biological process: positive regulation of inflammatory response. Gene Ontology annotation, cellular component: cytoplasm. The record is from RefSeq and is a predicted model, not a curated record.